This is a messenger RNA of Erinaceus europaeus (western European hedgehog), 2107 nucleotides long. It is a transcript of the gene SIM2, whose product is annotated as SIM bHLH transcription factor 2. Bases 161 to 2053 code for a protein of 630 amino acids. The transcript is spliced from 11 exons. The record is from RefSeq and is a predicted model, not a curated record. Gene Ontology annotation, biological process: regulation of transcription by RNA polymerase II. NCBI's taxonomy places the organism in Eukaryota, Metazoa, Chordata, Mammalia, Eulipotyphla, Erinaceidae. Gene Ontology annotation, molecular function: RNA polymerase II transcription regulatory region sequence-specific DNA binding; protein dimerization activity; DNA-binding transcription factor activity, RNA polymerase II-specific.
AAGGCAGCAGGGGCGCAGGGAACCGGGGUGCAGGGAACCGGGGCGGGUGGGAGCUCCGCGGCCGCCUCAAGGUCCGGCGCCUCUGCCCCUUGCACCUGCCGCCCGGUCCCCGCCCGGUGCCCCCCGCAGCUGCUAUGCCCGGCGCCCAGGGCCCGGAGCCAUGAAGGAGAAGUCCAAGAACGCGGCCAAAACGCGGCGGGAGAAGGAGAACGGCGAGUUCUACGAACUGGCCAAGCUGCUCCCGCUGCCCGCCGCCAUCACCGCGCAGCUCGACAAGGCGUCUAUCAUCCGCCUGACCACCAGCUACCUCAAGAUGCGCGCUGUCUUCCCGCAAGGCCUAGGGGAUGCGUGGGGACAGCCAAGCCGACCAGGGCCCCUGGACAGUGUGGCCAAGGAGCUGGGAUCACACUUGCUGCAGACUUUGGAUGGCUUUGUUUUCGUGGUGGCUUCUGAUGGCAAAAUCAUGUACAUAUCGGAGACAGCCUCCGUCCACUUAGGAUUGUCCCAGGUGGAGCUCACAGGUAACAGCAUCUACGAGUACAUCCACCCCUCGGACCACGACGAGAUGACGGCCGUCCUCGCCGCCCACCAGCCACUGCAUCACCACCUGCUGCAAGAGUACGAGAUCGAGCGCUCCUUCUUUCUGCGCAUGAAGUGUGUGCUGGCCAAGAGGAACGCGGGCCUGACAUGUAGCGGAUACAAGGUCAUCCACUGCAGUGGCUACCUCAAGAUCCGCCAGUACGUGCUGGACGUAGCGCUCUACGACACCUGCUACCAGAUCGUGGGCCUGGUGGCCGUGGGCCAGUCCCUGCCGCCCAGCGCCAUCACGGAGAUCAAGCUGCAUCGUAACAUGUUCAUGUUCCGGGCCAGCCUGGACCUCAAGCUCAUCUUCCUCGACUCCAGGGUGACCGAGCUGACCGGGUAUGAGCCCCAGGACCUGAUCGAGAAGACCCUGUACCACCACGUACACGGCUGUGACGUGUUCCACCUUCGCUACGCCCACCACCUCCUGCUGGUCAAGGGUCAGGUGACCACCAAGUACUACCGGCUGCUGUCCAAGCUGGGCGGCUGGGUGUGGCUGCAGAGCUCCGCCACCGUGGUGCACAACAGCCGUUCCUCCAGGCCACACUGCAUCGUGAGUGUCAAUUAUGUCCUCACGGACGUGGAGUACAAGGAGCUUCACCUGUCGCUGGACCAGGUGUCCACGGCCGAGAGCCAGCAUGCCUGGAGGCCCACCCUGCCCGCCGCCCAGGACAGCAGGAAGCUGGCCAAGCCCAGGCACCCGAAGGCAAAGGUGAAGGCGAGGAGCAGUCCUUACCCGGUGCAGCCUUACAGCUCAUUCCAAGUGGACAAAGUGGACUGUGGCCAGCUGGGGAGUUGGAGGGCCAGCCCCCCGGUGCCCCCGGAGCCACAGCUGCACACGGAGGGCGGGGAGCUGGUCUAUACCCCCCACUACGGCCUGCCCUUCCCCUAUCCCUAUGGCCACCUCCCCCUGGAUGCUCAUGUCUUCAGUGGCAAGAAGCCGGGGCCACCAGGCAAGCUGGCCCAGCCGCCAGGGGGGCCCUGUGAGGUGGCACGCCUCUUCCAAUGGCACUACCCUGGGCCCCUGGUGCCCGGCAGCCAGGCCCCACCCAAAGGCCUCUCAGAGAUGCCUGGGGGCCCCACUCGGCACAGCCUGGCACCCAGCUACGAAGCGCCCCCCAACGCGCGCAGGUUCUCGGAGGACCCCGCGCCCCCCAGCUUCCCGAGCUGCGGCCACUACCGCGAGGACAGGGCCGGCCGCCCCGCCCGAGACGCCCGCGGGCCCCCCGACUGCUGCGCGCCCCCCGGCCCCGAGCCCCCCGGCGGCCCGCAGCUGCCCUUCGUGCUGCUUAACUACCACCGCGUGCUGGCGCGCCGCGGGCAGCUGGGGGGCGCUGCACCUCCCAACCCCGGCAUGGCCCCCGCCGAACCUGCCCCUCCGCGCCCCCGGCCCCCGGGGCCCCCAGCGCCGCCCGCAGCGCCCCUGCCGCACUACCUGGGCGCCUCGGUCAUCAUCACCAACGGAAGGUGACCGGCGAGUGGCAACCCCCCAAACCGGCUCCGGGCUGACCUGGCCAUGGACUGG